CUAGAGUAAUUUCAAUCACUGCUACUAGAAACUAGAAAGAAACAUGGCGUCAGGGUACGAUGGACACUACAUGAAAAGGCAAAAGACAGAAGAUGGCGUGCGUGGUUAUGAGGAAUCGUAUGAAAGGCAAGAUCAGAGAACGGAUGAACGAAAUCGUCAAGACAGACACAGCCCUGAUGUGUCCCCAGUUGUACAUGUUCGAGGCCUGCCAGAUCGGGUUAUAGAAGACGAUAUUGUUGCUGCAGUUCAGCACUUUGGAUCUGUUGCUUAUGUCAUUCUAAUUCCAAGAAGGAACCAGGCACUUGUUGAAUUUACAGAUGUGAAGGGGUCAUCAGCUUGUGUUAACUUUGCUAAUGCCAAUCAGCUGUUGAUUAGAGGGCAACCAGCAUACUUCAACUAUUCUACCAGUCAGAGAAUCCAGAGACCAAGUGAUGUGGAGGUUGGAGGACAACCAUUUGCCCCAGCUAACAAGAUCCUUCUGUUCACAGUCCUGAAUGCUAAAUAUCCAAUAACUGUGGAUGUAAUGCAUACAAUCUGCUCCCCACAUGGCCGUGUUGAGAAAAUCGUCAUCUUCAAGAAACAGGCUGUCCAGUCCAUGGUCCAAUUUGAGAAUGCUGAAUCUGCAAAGAAUGCUAGAGAACAGCUAAAUGAUUGUGACAUUUACUCUGGUUGCUGCACCCUAAGGAUUGAAUAUGCCAAGACGGAUGAACUCCAUGUUAGAGCCAAUAACAAUGAGAGCUGGGACUACACCAUCCCUCAGCAGGCUCCAACCCGCAAAAAUCCACCACUUCUGGCAGAUCCCAGAUACACUGCUGCUCCAACACCUUACGACGACUCUACAUACAAUGGUGCCAAACCUUAUUAUGAAGAGUUUGAGGAGUACCCGCAGCAAGGUCAGGUUGCACAAGGUCGACCAGGAUAUGGAGGACAGUAUGGAGAGGGGGAUGGGGGAUAUGAUCAGGGCUUCCCUCAACAAGCAGGAAGGGGUAUGGGUAGAGGCAUGGCAGCUGGACAGAGAAUGGCACCACAGCAGUAUGGACAGGAGGCCCAGGUAGGCUUUGGACGUGGUGCUCCAGCGAGAGGACCACCAUUGAGACAGGAGCCAACAGGGUAUGGCAUGCAGCAGCAAGGUGGUUACUCCGACCAGUCACAGAUGAUGCAGGGAUCUGGGCCCCAGUCAGGUUCCGUUCUGAUGAUCUAUGGACUUGAUGCACAACAGAUGAACUGUGACAGAGUGUUCAAUAUUCUCUGUUUGUACGGUAAUGUUAUCAGGAUAAAGUUUUUGAAGUCUAAGGAAGGAGCAGCUAUGGUACAGAUGGGAGAUGGUUUAGCUGUUGAGAGAGCUAUGUAUAACCUUAAUGGCGUGGAACUGUUUGGAAAGAAAUUGAAUCUCACGUUGUCAAAGCAGCCAUACCUGCAAGAAGUGAACAACCCACAUGAGUUAAGUGAUGGUUCAUCGUCCUACAAAGACUGUCAGGGCAACAGAAACAACAGAUUCUCUACACCCGAACAAGCUGGCAAAAAUCGUAUCACAGGUUCAACAGAAACAUUGCAUUAUUUCAAUGCUCCGCCCAAAAUUGGUGAAGAUGAUAUAAGACAGGUGUUUACUGACGUUGGUGCUGAAGAAUUCAUCAAAAUCUUGCAGUUCCCCAGUAAAACUGAAAGAAGUUCAACAGGGUUGUUGGAAUGGAGCACAAAGUCGGCAGCUUUGGAAGCCCUAGCUUUGGCUAAUCAUACAAUGGUACCAAAUCCAGCAGGUGGUAGACCGUACUCCCUGAAGCUGUGUUUCUCUCCAGGUAACAUCAGAGACAGUCAGUAAUGUGGUAACAUCAGAGAUACCCAAUAAUACAUAUAUACAUCAGCAAAGUUCACCAGUUCUGAAGGAUUUGAAAUUGACAUAUAGGAACUGUUUUAGUGUUGUCAAAAAUACAUACUACUGGACAUUGUGUUAGUGAAUAAAUAUUACUCGUUAUGAAAUCAGUUAUGCCUUUAUAUAUAAUGAAAUAAGGAAGUGUUUUGAAUAGACAAUAUAUUUCUUUCUGGAGAUGGAUUUGAAACAAUGUCUUUUAUUUCUGAUGCAUCUUAGUCCUAGAGCUUUUGACAGAUGCACCAAAGAAUUGAACUUUAUUGCGGCUUUAUUUUCUGUUUUACUUGAUUUUAUUACUUGGGAUUGAAGAUUGUUAGUCUGUUGUACCGUAAUAGAUUUUGAUAAAAGUAUCUUGAGAGGCAAAUUUUUUAAAAUAUUUUUUUUGAUAAUUGUGUGUUUAAGAAUAUUGUAUGCAUUUUUUAUUAAUAAAGCUCAGACUUUUAGUUUUGAUGUUUAACUACCAUUAAAGAUACGCAAUAUCAUUGAUAAUAUUUUGUGAAGGAACAAUUGUGGGCUUGAUUCAUACAACACCGGGCUAUCCUUAUUAUGUGAUUGGUACACCCAAAUGAGCUAUUUGGCUUAUCCGAUUCAACAUGACUGGCUGAAACAAGUACGAAUUGGGUGAAAUCGACUGCUGUUCUUUAUAUAUUGAUAAGUUUUUGUUAAAUGGUAAAAUCACUUAUAUUUAAUAGUUUGCGAAAAUAACUAAAUUGUAAAACAGACUAAAAAUUCAAAUCAGAACUUCAGUUUUGAAAAAUUUGGAGGAAGUUCUAAACAUCUGGUACGGUACUUGUUUGAAGAAUUGCAGAUUUACAUAAAGGAAUUGCAAUUUUAGAAAGUCACAAAUUAUUUUUGGAAUAAAAUGAAGAAUUAAGUUAUAAAAACUUUUGGAAUUCAUUUUCGGAAUACUAUAAAUAAAUUUAAUUUGUAUCAAUAAAUUGAAAUUCUGGAAUUGAAUUAACAGAACUAUUUUAUUUUUUUAUUUUUAAUAGAAGAAACCAUUGAUUAUUGUUAAAAACAUUUUUUUAGUUUGUUUAUUGACAAAGUAGAAAGUGACCACAAGGUUGGAGGUCACUGUUUUUUAAAGGUCACUGGUGAACAAGAAAAAAAAACAAAAAAAGAUUUAUCAGUUAAAAAUCAUUCAAAGUCACAAAUGUUUCAUACAUGUAUUCUGCUGCUUAAAAAUCAAAAUUGGUUUAAAUAUGUUGUAAUUUUAGAGUAGGGAAUGUCAUGUUGUGUAAAUAAAACUGGUGUUGUUUACCAUUUGUGAAAGCAUGGUAUUGACUAUUGUGUAUAUUUGAAAAAAAAAAGAAGAAAAUUUAGGAUAAUUACAGUGCGGACAAAUCAUGGUGUGAUAAAAUAAUAAUGAACAAAAGUGUAAACUAGGUUAUGUUUACGUUAGCUUAGAAUUUGAUAACUUUUUUUUUUCAUAUUCUUGAGUCACAAAAAAUAUCACUAAUUCAUCACCAUGUCGUGCAUUUUCUGUGUUUCAGUGCAUUGUUAACAAAAUUUUUACUUUCCUGUUGUCGUCAUCAAAAUCAUGUAUCAUCUUUUGUGUUGUUUCUUUCUGUAGUAUCAUGAAAUCUUAUUAAUAAUAAUUGUUUUACUAUUCACAUUAGAAAUUGUAACAUUUCAUUGUGCAACCAUGGACAAAUUUCGGAAAAUAAAAAAAAUUCCUUUAAA
Molecule: messenger RNA, 3550 nt
Organism: Mercenaria mercenaria
Lineage: Eukaryota; Metazoa; Mollusca; Bivalvia; Venerida; Veneridae
Product: heterogeneous nuclear ribonucleoprotein L-like
Exons: 19
Coding region: 44-1819 (591 amino acids)
Biological process (GO): mRNA processing; regulation of RNA splicing
Cellular component (GO): nucleus
Molecular function (GO): mRNA binding
Source: RefSeq, a predicted model, not a curated record